AUGCAAAGGUUGGUGAAAGAUGGGGUUCUUCAAGAUCUAGAUUUUUCAGAUUUUACUGCCUGUGUUGAUUGUAUUAAAAGAAAGUUAACGGCCAAGGUUAAAAAAAUUUUUAAGACGAAAGUUGAGCUUCAAAAGGGGAAGAAGAUCAAGGCAGUUAAUUCUGAUAGAGGUGGAGAGUAUUAUGGACGUUAUGCUGAAAGUGGAAGGAACCCCAGGCCUUUCACUAGAUACUUGAGUGAUCCUGGACUUAGUCACUGGAAAGCGGCUAAGAAGGUCAUGAGGUAUCUUCAGGGAUGCGUAGAUGAUAAAAGGUCCACUUCAGGCUACAACUAUAUGAUGGCUGGAGGAGCUGUUUCGUGGAAAAGUGGCAAGCAGACUCUCACAGCUUCCUUAACAAUGGAGGCAAAGUACAUGGCAUGUUAUGAGGCUACUUGUCAAGCAAUAUGGUUGCGGAAUUUCAUUUCAGCAUUGGGUGUUGUAGAAUCCAUUUCGAGGCCGCUGAAAUUGUACUGUGACAAUUCUGCAGCUCUCCAAUAUUUGGAGUAUUUGAAUCUUAGUUACAAUGAUUUCACUAAAAUCCCAAAGUUUAUAGGAGCCUUCACAAAUCUCAAAUAUCUUGAUUUUUCAGAUAAUUGUAUAACUGGAAAUAUUCCUUCAGAACUUGGAACCCUCACCAACUUACGUAUUCUUGACCUUAGUCACUCUAUUAGUUUGACUGCUAAUAGUUUCAAAUGGCUUUCUCAUCUCCCUUAUCUGAGAAUCUUUAAACUGGAUCAAACAAACUUCAACAAAGCCAAAGGCUGGUUUCAUUCAUUUAAAACAGCUCCCUCCUUAUCAACCUUACACCUAUAUGAUUGUCAAUUUCCAGAGCUAGAUGAUUCCUCUUUUUCUCAUAUCACAAACUCUACCAAUUCUAUCACAACUCUCGAUGUCUCUUAUAGUACAUUUGGGUCUACAACAGUUUCUCGCUUGCUUAAUUUGAGCAAUAAUCUUGUUGAUCUCUCUCUGUAUGAUAAUAAUUUCAAUAUCAAAGGCAGUCAUCUUCCAGAUGCUUUUGACAAUUUGAAAUAUCUUAGGCGUUGUUUCUUGCAAUUCAAUGAAUUUGAUGGGGAAGUGCCGAAAUCUAUAGGGAGUCUUUGUAAGCUUCAACAAUUAGUUUUGUCUCUUAAUGAAUUCAAUUCCACCAUGACUGAUAUCUUGGAAAGCCUCCUUGAUUGCAAUAACAACUCGUUAGAAACUCUUAAUUUGUCUCAGAAUAGACUAAAUGGACCACUGCCUAGAGAUUUGUCAAGAUUUUCGUACUUGAGAGAGUUGGAUGUGUCAUACAAUAAGUUCAGUGAUACUUUACCAGAGAGCAUCGGCAAUCUCUCUAGUCUUGAGUUCUUAGCCAUUUCCGGGAAUUCUUUCAUAGGAGUUGUCUCCGAAACACACCUUGAGAAACUCUCCAAAUUGAAACACCUUGACUUAUCUUCCAACUCUUUAACUUUGAAAACGAAUAUCACAUGGGUUCCUCCUUUUCAACUCCAAUAUAUCAAUUUGAGAUCUUGCACGAUAGGUCCACAACUUCCUUCUUGGCUUCAAACACAGUCAAAUAUUUCAUAUAUUGAUUUAUUUAGUUCUGGAAUAUCUGAUGUCAUUCCUAAAUGGUUUUUCAAUAUGACUUCCAAUUUAGAAUAUUUGGAUUUAUCUUCCAAUCUUAUCAACAGCACCUUCCCAAAUAGUCUAUUGGAAUCUAAUAAUAAGUCUCCAUACGUGUAUUUAAGCUCUAACAAAUUUCAUGGAUGUAUCCCACCAUAUCUUCUUCUCAAAGCACGUACAUUAAAUCUUUCCAAUAAUACUCUUACAUGUUUUGAGCCUCUCUUUUGCGAUCAAAUUGAUGGAACAAUGGAUUAUCUUGAUCUUUCUAAUAACCAGUUAUUUGGAAGCAUUCCAAACUGUUUGUUCCAUUUAGGAAAUUUGUUCUAUCUCAAUUUGAACAACAAUAGGUUGUCUGGUGUGAUACCAAGCUCAAUAGCUUCCUUGUAUAGUAUUGGGGUACUUGGUUUGAGGAAAAAUAACUUGUCAGGAACUUUACCAUCAUCCAUGCAGAAUUGUACACGAUUGUCACUUCUAGAUGUUGGAGAGAAUAGCUUGGGAGGAACUAUACCAAAGUGGAUUGGGGAAAUACUUACAAAUCUGGUUGUUUUGCAACUAAAGUCCAAUCAUUUUUAUGGAACAAUACCAUCAAGUCUAUGCCAUCUACAAUAUAUUCAGAUAUUGGACAUUUCCCAUAAUAGGAUAUAUGGAGCUAUCCCAUCUUGUAUGAAUAAUUUUACAUCCAUGGCGGAGAAAUCUAAAGAAUUUCGUAAUAGUUAUCAAUUUGGAUCAUUUGAGACAUCGAUAAUAUGGAAAGGAAUGGAAUAUGAGCAUAUACAAAAUUUCGAUAUAUUUAGAGUCAUUGACUUUUCAAGUAAUAAAUUGAUUGGAGAGAUUCCUAUGGAGUUGACUUAUCUUGUGGGACUAAAUCAGUUGAACUUGUCAAGAAAUAGUUUGGGUGGAGCCAUACCUCGGAAUAUUGGGAAUUUAAGUGGACUAGAAUCACUAGAUUUGUCUUAUAACAAUUUUAGUGGAAAAAUUCCUACUGGCUUGGCAGAAUUAUCUUUCUUGGCAUGCUUGAAUUUAUCAUUUAAUCAUUUGUCAGGAAAGAUCCCCACAGGUACUCAAUUGCAAAGUUUCAAUGCUUCUUCAUAUGUUGAAAAUUUUGGAUUAUGUGGACUUCCUCUUUUGACUGAAUGCCCUGGAGAUCAUGCAACUUCUAGAAAUCAUGACUUUAAAAACUACAAUGAACUUGAUCAAGAAUGGUUUGAUAUGUCAUGGUUUUUCAUUAGUCUUGAAUUUGGAUUUGCUCUUGGUUUUAUUGGAGUUUGUGGAGCUUCGUUCCUAAACUUUUAUCGGAGACUUGCUUAUUUUCGAUGCUUGAAUAAAUUUGAAGAUUGGCUUUAUGUGAUGAUAAGCGUUAGAGUUUCUAACUUGAAGAGAUACUUCAAUGCUAAAUGUGUUAGAAAGAGUCCUCUUCGAGACAGGACAAAUCUCCUUAGCAAUAGCUUGCAAUUUCAUUCAGCAUAA
Humulus lupulus (European hop) is the source of this 3105-nucleotide messenger RNA. Its product is annotated as receptor-like protein EIX2. The record is from RefSeq and is a predicted model, not a curated record. Lineage: Eukaryota; Viridiplantae; Streptophyta; Magnoliopsida; Rosales; Cannabaceae. The coding region runs from base 1 to 3105 and encodes 1034 amino acids. The transcript has 6 exons. Gene Ontology annotation, molecular function: protein binding.